Messenger RNA from Schistosoma rodhaini, 2981 nucleotides. Lineage: Eukaryota; Metazoa; Platyhelminthes; Trematoda; Strigeidida; Schistosomatidae. The record is from the annotation of a GenBank genome assembly.
AAAAGACGAUUGUUGCCAGAUUUGAAAUGUGGAUGUGUUUCUGUUUAACUCUUUUUGUCCUAAACAUAUUUCUCCGAACGGUUCACAGCCUUCCCUACAGUCAAAUAGAAGGUGUUACCGUCCUGCAUCCUGGAAAUUUCGACAACAAAACAUAUGAAGGAAAUUGGCUUGUGGUUUUUUAUCGCAAGUCUUGUGGACACUGUAUAAGCUACUCCGAACCUUUUUCACAGUUUUGCCGGUCUGUAAAGAAUUGGAAUUGGGUACUUCAUCUUGGAUCUGUAGAUUGUGAAGAUGAAACUAAUAUGGAUUUGUGCUAUCGUUUCAAAGUACAAGGAGUUCCCACUCUUAGAUUUCUAUUCACGAAAAAUAGUAAACAAAUGUCUGGAGAAAUUUCAGCUGAGCGAAACGUGACAUUACUGAGAAAAAGCAUUGUCUCUAAGUUAGUAAAUGUUUCUUCUCUUCAACUCCCAAGGGACUUAGCAGUUAAUGAUCCGAUAGUUGUUACAGGUAGCGAUAUGGAAGUAAACUCUCUGCUGAUACUGGAUUAUAGUGCCCCUCUGAAACGAGAGAUCCAAAGCGCUAUAGUACCAGGAUUAACGGAAGUCGAUGUCAGGAAUCGUCGUUCCGGUGAAGUAAUUGUCAAGGGUCCUGAGGAACAGGUUAGGAUGGUACUUCAACGAAUGUCAGGUAGUGAACCAAGGCUGGAAGAAAACAGUCGGGCGGAAGUGGAUGUUAAAACAACACCAAUCCAAAUUAAAUAUCCACCGGUUUACGCAGUUGAUGUCUAUCGGUCACUAAGUAUGCUACUACAGUCUGACGUUGGUGUACGUGAUAAAAUUGAGGGACCUGCCUUAGAAGCUCUUAAAGAAUUUUUGGACAUAUUAUAUGGGAUUCUUCCGGCUUCUCAGGAAUAUAAAGCUUACUUGUCCGAAAUUUCUGUUUGGUUAAAUUCUAAAACAAGUAUUACGGGUCAAGAAUGGGUUGCGUAUCUUGAAAAAAUCCAAUUCCCUUUAUAUAAAGGACCAUUUAUAGCGUGUAAUGGAAGUAAACCACAUUUUAGAGGAUAUCCAUGCGGUUUAUGGACUUUAUUUCAUGCAUUAACCGUAGAGCAAUACCUGUUAUUGUCCUCCAGUCCAGAUAAUCAAGUUGAUGCAGUCGCUCAUGCUUUAGGUCGUUUCAUCCCUCGAUUCUUUUCAUGUACAUACUGUGCAUUUCAUUUUGCACUGAAUACAGCAAACUUAGCAAGACCAGGGGAAUCUAUCUUACCGGAAAAUCGUGUCACUCCUAAUUCAAAUGAAUUUGUAUUUGAUGAAUCAGUUAUUCCUACUUUGCCUAAAGCUCCAGAGAAUCCUAGAGAUACUGUUUUAUGGUUGAAUGCAGUACAUAAUCGUGUAAAUAAACGUUUAGCUGGUCAACCAUCGGAAGAUCCAACUGCACCUAAAGUUCAAUUCCCACCGUCUUAUCUAUGUCCUACCUGUUGGUCUUAUAGUUCAACAGGUGAAUUGGAAUUAGGUAAAACUUCAGAGACCGAAGAAUCAUUAUUUCAAUUUCUUGUUGAACGAUAUCGUGCAUCAUCUUGGAAGUAUGUGGAUUUACCUACAGUAUUCAUAACCAAUGCUGUUAUUACACCUUCUUUUGGGAUAAAAUAAUCAUCGUCCAAUGUAGAUUAUUGUGUUAAAGCAGCACUUAUUUAUUUCACUUGCAUGAUUUCUAUUCUUGACAUGUAAUGAACAUUUGUAAUAUUUUUUUGAUAAGAUAAUAAAUGAAAUUGCACAUGUAGUUGUUUUUUAUGACUUCAUGGUUAUAUAGUAGCACUUUAUAACAAAUUUUAUUUUCCAGUUUGUAAUUAGAGUUUAUUUCAGUAGUUUGUGUUAUCAGUCAGUUUACCCUUAGUUUUUUACUGAUUAAUGUGGAGAAGGUUUAUAAUUAUUUCUGUUAUGUUGUGUUUCCACAUCUUCAUUGUCCUAAUAACACAAUGAACACGUUUGUUCAUUUAUUUUUGCACAUUACUUCAUAGAAUAUUUUAACUUAUUUUUUUCAAAAUUUAGAUGUUAGUAACUUUAGUUUGUAAUUGUUUGUUGAGAAGUUCAUUGUACGGACCAUUUUUAAUCACGAAUUUAAUUAAACGGAAUUAUUCUUGCAUAAUUAUUGGUAAACAAAAUUUUCAUAGGUCAAGUUAUUAGAUAGGUGAAUAUGAUUACUUUGAAGCUUUUGUCAUAAUGAUGAGUAAUUAUGAUUUAUCACGUUUAUGUUAUAAUCAUCUUCUGUUAUGAUACUAUGGAUACUAGUUUAUUAUGAGUUAAUUUUCAAACUCACUUGCUGUUUGAAAGUUUGGAUUAUCAGUGACUGCUUCAUUUUAUCCAAUAAGGAUUGAUCGGCAUGUAGUCGCGUUUUAUGACAUGAAUGCAAGAGUACCUAGAUCCACUAAUUUAAACUAUCAUUUAAAAGCAAUAUGCAACAUAUUAAUCCCUUUAAUAUUAGAAAUAUCCCAUAAUGAUUAGUUUAUCCAAUGUCAAAGAUUUUAUUGUUCAAACAUUUUCAGGUCAUGUCAUGUAUAGGGAUAAAAAACUAACAGUAUAUUUGUAAUACUUCACUUAGUUUUUUACCACCUUAAUAUUCUCUAACUUUGGUUAUUAAUGGGUUUUUGUAGUUAAUUCACCGGUUUCUAGGAAAAUAAUCAUGUUAGAUUUUGACAACCAUGUUUAUACGAUACUAUCAAAUAUUAUUCAGUCUAUAUGUUAAUUAUAUUUAAAAUAUCAUAUUUAUUUGAAAAAAAAAAGAUUUACAUUAAUAUAUUUGUUACUAUGAUUUUCCGAAAUGACACUUGUUUGUUCACAUUCAUCUCAGAUUUGAUGAACAUUGAAAGUCAUCUGACUAUUUCCAAUAGUUAUAUUCAUGUUUGUAACCUGGUCAAUACUGGUUAGCAUCAUUUUUUUAUAUUACUUAAUGAUGAAAUUUUAUUCAUUAAUUCUACAGUGUGG